AUGAGCGAUGAGGAUAAUCUGGUAAAGGCUUCAAUAACAACAACAAGUGAUAUCAUUUUUGCUAACUCUGAAACCAAUGCGCAGAUAUCGGAAGAAAAUGGCGAUGUGCUCGCCAAAGAUCUGGUCAACAAGGAUAUCCACGUAAAGCCAGCCUGGUACUUUGGCACUGGAUUCCUGCUCUUCUGGGUCCUACUCUUCUUUGCAGUGGUCAUACCGCUCUUCUAUCGCUUGCCCACAGCGCUGACCAUCGAGGAUGACAAUAAAGGCGAAUUCAUUGGAGACCGCGCCUAUAACACGCUCAACAAUCUGGUUAACAUUGGACCCAAGGUGGUGGGCAGCACUGCCAAUGAGGUGGAUACUGUGCUUUUUUUGCUCAACGAACUAGUGGAGAUCAGGAAGGUUCUACGCCAAGACUAUUUCACCAUGGAGAUAGACAUUCAGCGUCCCUCGGGCGCACUCAGAUACAGCAACAUGCUCAACAUGUACCAGGGCGUGCAGAAUAUAAUUGUGAAAUUGAGCUCGAAGAACUCGACUAGCGAGUCUUAUCUGCUGGUAAACAGCCAUUUUGAUUCGCAGCCAACUUCCCCGGCAGCAGGUGACGAUGGCUUCAUGGUCGCCACCAUGCUGGAGGUGCUGCGUGUGAUGACCACAACACAGCAACCCUUCGAGCAUCCCGUCGUCUUCCUAUUCAACGGAGCUGAGGAAACUGCAUUGCAGGCAUCCCAUGGUUUUAUUACGCAACACAAAUGGGCACCGAAUUGCAAAGCUGUCGUCAAUUUGGAUUGUGCGGGCAGCGGGGGACGCGACAUUCUGUUUCAAAGCGGACCCUCCCAUCCGUGGCUUGUUGAUUACUACAAGAAGAGUGCCAAGCACCCAUUUGCCACAACCUUGGGUGAGGAAGUGUUUCAGUCGGGCGUGAUUCCAUCGGAUACAGAUUUCGCUGCCUUUGUGCAAUAUGGCCAUAUACCAGGCCUCGAUAUAGCCCAGGUGAUCAAUGGCUAUAUCUAUCACACCAAGUACGAUCGCAUUGAUGUGAUUCCUCGCGGCGCUAUGCAAAAUACGGGUGAUAAUAUUCUCAGCCUAGUGCGCGCUUUGGCGAAUGCAACCGAAUUGCACGACACAGAGGCACAUGAAGAAGGACACGCAGUUUUCUUUGACUUCCUAGGCCUGUUUUUCAUCAGCUACUCGGACCAAACUGGCCAAAUAUUGAACUACUGUGCGGCUGUAACUAUGCUCAUCCUGGUUUUCAUCUCUGUGUGGCGCAUGUCAGCUGUUUCCAGUGUGUCCCUUGCUCACGUUCUAAAGCGCAUUUUGAUACUGCUGGCUCUACAGAUUCUGGCCCUGGUGCUAGGCCUGGCACUGCCUCUGCUAAUCGCCUGUAUCUUCGACAGCUUCGGCUCGUCCUUGACCUACUUCAGCUCGCUAUCGCUUCUGAUCGGUCUUUAUGUCUGCCCUUCGCUUAUCGGAAUGAGUCUGCCCAUCACAAUUUACUAUCAGCUGAACAGGAAGAACAAGUUAUCUUUCCCUCACCACCUGCAACUGGCUUUGCAUAGUUGGGCCGUCGUUCUGGCUCUUUUGGCUAUAGGAUUGACCGCCUAUGGCUUGCGCUCUGUCUAUAUUAUCACAAUUCUGAUUAUCUUCUAUGGCAGUUCCUUGACACUUAAUCUAUUGACGACUUUCCAUGAUCGUGGGUUCAGUUGGACGGGCCUGCUAAUGCUUAGCCAGGUGAUGCCUUUCCUGUACAGCAGCUAUCGCAUCUACCUCUUCCUCGUCGUGGUGAUACCAAUGAGUGGUCGUGCCGGCAGCUCCAUGAAUCCAGAUCUAGUUAUUUCUCUCUUGGCUGCUUUGGGUGCGAUUAUGUCCUUUGGCUUCUUGAUGCCCCUGAUCAACAUGUUCCGUCGUCCCUAUCUAAUCGUGCUUUGCAUACUGACAGUAACUGCGAUUACCGUGAUUCUCGCCACUGGCACUCAAAUCGGUUUUCCAUAUCGCCCCAAGGCGAGCAGUGAGCGGGUGUCCUAUCAGCAUGUGCGCAAAAUCUUUUACGAGUACGAUGGCACCAUUAGCAAGGAUGAGUCCGGUUAUCUGUUUAGUUUCCAAGAUCGACGCGAGGCGGCACCCAUGAAGAUGCGCAUGGCAGGUGCCGAGAACAUGAUAUCUGACUGUGCCAAGCACAUGAUGUGCGGAGUACCAUUAUACGAUGAACGUUGGGUCGACAAUCGCCUGGAGGGUGUAUGGUUGCCUCGGGAGAUACCCAUUGAACCACCAGCUAAAACCGAACUGACGCUUUUAAGUAAAACCAUACUGGAGAGCAAUACAACGGCGCGCUUUGAAUUCAAAUUGGUGGGCCCGGAUCAUAUGAGCCUGUUCAUUCAGCCCUAUGAAGAUGACUUCGUAGCCGUGAGCAACUGGUCCUUUGAGCGCAGUUACCUCGAGGAUCCCCCACCCCAUCCACUGUCAUACCAUAUCUACUUUACAUAUGGCAUAGAUAGCUCACCCUUGGAAUUCUAUCUGGACAUUUCGAAACCCAAUGGGGACUUCAACGUGCCACUAUUCCAAUUGGGCGUAUCGGGUCAUUAUAUAGGAAGCAAAGGAGAUGCACUCAGUCUGGAGUUCGCAGAAUCAUUUCCAGACUAUGCAGUGCUUGUCGAUUGGCCCUCGUCAUAUGAUAGAUACAUUUUCUAG
Drosophila novamexicana is the source of this 2682-nucleotide messenger RNA. Its product is annotated as endoplasmic reticulum metallopeptidase 1-like. Gene Ontology annotation, biological process: proteolysis. NCBI's taxonomy places the organism in Eukaryota, Metazoa, Arthropoda, Insecta, Diptera, Drosophilidae. Gene Ontology annotation, molecular function: metalloexopeptidase activity. Bases 1 to 2682 code for a protein of 893 amino acids. The transcript is spliced from 9 exons. The record is from RefSeq and is a predicted model, not a curated record.